This is a messenger RNA of Myotis myotis, 549 nucleotides long. It is a transcript of the gene KCNE2, whose product is annotated as potassium voltage-gated channel subfamily E regulatory subunit 2. Lineage: Eukaryota; Metazoa; Chordata; Mammalia; Chiroptera; Vespertilionidae. The transcript is spliced from 2 exons. The coding region runs from base 122 to 493 and encodes 123 amino acids. Gene Ontology annotation, biological process: negative regulation of delayed rectifier potassium channel activity; regulation of ventricular cardiac muscle cell membrane repolarization; membrane repolarization during action potential. Gene Ontology annotation, molecular function: voltage-gated potassium channel activity involved in ventricular cardiac muscle cell action potential repolarization; potassium channel regulator activity; delayed rectifier potassium channel activity. Gene Ontology annotation, cellular component: membrane. The record is from RefSeq and is a predicted model, not a curated record.
GUUGCGACUGCACUUGGCAAGGGCGGCUGAGGGUUCCGCACAAGCCGGAGGGCUCGGCAGCCACAGCAGGACGGCAGAGCCCGGCUGCGUAGCAAGGGUCCCCGCACGGCGUCGGAGCAGCAUGCCCGCCCUGGCCAACCUGACGCAGACCCUGGAGGACGCCUUCAGGAGGGUCCUCGUCGGGUACAUGGACGCGUGGCGCCGGAACACGACCGCCCAGCAGGAGGCGCUGCAGGCCCGGGUGGACGCCGAGAACUUCUACUAUGUCAUCCUGUACCUCAUGGUGAUGAUCGGCAUGUUCUCCUUCAUCGUGGUGGCCAUCCUGGUGAGCACGGUGAAGUCCAAGCGGCAGGAGCACUCCAACGACCCCUACCACCAGUACAUCGUGGACGACUGGAAGCAGAAGUACAAGAGCCAGAUCCUGAGCCUGGAGGAGGCCAGGGCCACCGUCCACCAGAACCUCGGCGCGGCGGGCUUCAAGACGUCCCCGUGAGCCUGGCCGGCGUGGCUCGGUGGAGAGAGCCUCGGCCUGCGGACCCAAGGGUCCCG